Molecule: messenger RNA, 3620 nt
Organism: Acipenser ruthenus (sterlet)
Lineage: Eukaryota; Metazoa; Chordata; Actinopteri; Acipenseriformes; Acipenseridae
Product: ectonucleotide pyrophosphatase/phosphodiesterase family member 3-like
Exons: 23
Coding region: 413-2860 (815 amino acids)
Biological process (GO): ATP metabolic process; negative regulation of fat cell differentiation; nucleoside triphosphate catabolic process
Cellular component (GO): cell surface
Molecular function (GO): metal ion binding; phosphodiesterase I activity; nucleic acid binding
Source: RefSeq, a predicted model, not a curated record
AAAAGUUAUAAGCUUAACUCCACCCACAGUCUCCCAACUAACACAUCAAAGGAUUCGUUGUUUACAAACUCCCAUAGGGAUUGCCAGAUAUCAAAGUCUGUACUGGUUGAUACAACCACAGGCCGUUUAACAGCCGGGUACAGUAGGGCUAUUUUAAAUAGCCAGCCAAUCUGCCCUGCUCGUUUACCCUAGUUCCAGUACUUAUUUUAACACGCACUUUCGUUUUGCUAACAUUCCACACGCUUGCAGAACGGCAAUUAAAUAAGAGAGCCUGCACAUUCAUAUCAAACGAUCUUAUGUGCCGGCGUUUCCCUAAUGCCUUUAAAUCGAGUGGAGGCGGUUCCAGUUUGCGACCUAUAAAACAAAAAGACCCCAGUUCUAAUUUUUGCAUAUUUCCGAAGACGGUAAAAACAUGACAGAAAUGGAAGCGGAAAGAAAGAAAAGCGACGGACACCCAGCUGAAGGACCGGCUUCUAUACCAAUGCUGGAUACUGUGAAAAUCGGAGACCUGGACAAACCCCCUAACAGCGGCAAAAAAGUGUCAAAUAAAUGCAAAAUACUCAGCGUGGUUCUGCUGCUGUGUUUGCUGAUCAUAAUUGUAGCGCUUGUGUUUGGACUGAGAUCAUGCUGUUCGAAAGAAGGUGAGAAAAGCUGGGUGGAGGAAGACUGUGAGGAUAUUGAUACACCCCAGUGCCCAGCAGGAUUUUCACAGCCACCUGUCAUUCUAAUUUCCUUGGAUGGGUUCCGAGCUGAGUACUUGCAAACCUGGGGUCAUUUAAUGCCAGCAAUACAUAAAUUAAAAGAAUGUGGAACCUCUGCCCCUUACAUGAGACCCGCUUAUCCUUCCAAAACAUUUCCCAACCACUACAGCAUUGUUACAGGACUUUAUCCAGAAUCCCAUGGUAUAGUGGAUAAUAACAUGUAUGAUGUGAAUCGAAAUGCCACUUUCAGACUUAACAUGAAAGAGAAGUUCAAUCCCAGCUGGUACCAAGGCCAACCUAUCUGGUUGACUGCAAAGUAUCACAAUCUGAAGUCGGGAACAUUUUUCUGGCCUGGAUCAGAUGUUGCAAUCAAUGAGACUUACCCGGAUAUCUACCAGAUAUAUAGCAAGAGCAUACCAUUUGAAGAGAGGAUUUUGAGUCUCCUUAAGUGGUUGAGUUUACCUUCUGAACAAAGACCUGACUUGUAUACAUUGUACCUUGAUGAACCAGAUCACUCUGGGCAUCACUUUGGACCUGUGAGCAAUGAAGUAAUUCAGGCCUUGCUUAGAGUAGACAAGAUGGUAGCAAUGCUAAUGGAUGGUUUGAAACAGAGAGACUUGCAUAACUGUGUAAACGUUGUCCUCCUUUCUGAUCAUGGGAUGGAAGAAGCUAGCUGUCAGAAGGCAGAAUAUAUAUCUAAGUACAUGGAUAAUGUGGACAACUUCAUCAUAAUACCUGGACCUGCUGCUCGGUUACAACCAAAGAAUCUACCAGAGGACUUUUUCACUUUUGACUAUGAAGGCAUUGUGAAAAAUCUUUCAUGCAAAACUCCCGAUCAGCACUUUAAACCUUAUAUGAAACAACACCUACCAAAGCGUUUUCACUUCGCCAACAACAUCAGAAUUGAACCUGUUCAUUUCUAUAUGGAAUCUCAGUGGCAAGCAGCACAGAAACCAGGCAAUCUGAAAGAUUGUACAGGGGGAUUCCAUGGUUCUGACAACAUCUUCAAAAACAUGGAGGCAAUCUUUAUAGGACAUGGACCAGGAAUAAAAUCCCACAAUAAAGUGGAACCAUUUGAAAAUAUUGAAGUCUACAACCUGUUGUGUGAUUUGCUGAAUAUUACACCCGCACCAAACAAUGGAACCCAUGGAAGUCUGAAUCAUAUUUUGAAGAGACCUGUCUAUAGUCCAGUCCAUCCUACAGAGGUGUCAUCGCCUGACAUCUGUUCUAUAACUACUCUGCUGCCGUCAGAUACACUGGGAUGCCAAUGCAGUUCUCUUAGUAAUCCAGAGGUAGAAAACCUGAACAAACAACUGGAACUUAAUGGAGAUCAAGUGAACACAGCAAAUGAACUUCACAUGCCAUUUGGAAGACCAAGGGUUUUGCAACAAAAUGCUAAAUACUGCCUUUUAUACCAUUCUCAAUAUAUAAAUGGAUACAGUCAGGAUUUUCUGAUGCCAUUAUGGUGUGCAUACACUGUGCAAAAACUAGAAAAUGUUAGUUCUUUAAAGCCAGAAAGUGCUGACUGUUUGCGAGCUGAUGUUCGUAUCCCUGCCAGUCGGAGUCAAAGCUGUCUGAGCUACAAGAAAGAUCCUAAUCUUACAUUUGGAUACUUGCAUCCCCCUAAUCGAGGGCCACCCAGCAGAAAAGCUGACUCACUGAUUACUAGCAACACGGUACCAAUGUAUACUGCUUUCAAAGAUAGCUGGAUCCAUUUUCACAGUGUGCUGCUAUUAAAAUACGCCAAGGAAAGAAAUGGACUCAAUAUAAUUAGUGGACCAGUAUUUGAUUACAACUAUGAUGGACACUUUGAUACUCCAGAACAACUUAAACAGAAUGUCACAGAUACUCAAAUUCUCAUCCCAACUCACUAUUUUGUGGUAUUGACCAGCUGUAAGAAUUCUUUCUACCCCCCUGAGGCUUGCAAUGGCAGUUUGGAUGUUUUCUCGUUCAUUAUUCCUCACAGACCUGAUAACACGGAGAGCUGUACAACUGGUACAGACCUGCAGUGGGUGGAAAAGUGGCUCAAGUUCCAUGUUGCCCGUGUACGAGAUAUAGAGCUGCUAACAGGACUCAGCUUUUACCAGGACAGAAGACAGCCGGUCACUGAGAUUUUACAGUUAAAAACAUUUUUACAGACUUUUCAAUAUGAAGAUUAAUUUCCAACGGCAUUAUAUAUAUAUAUAUAUAUAUAUAUAUAUAUAUAUAUAUAUAUAUAUAUAUAUAUAUAUAUAUAUAUAGUAAGACAGCAGGGAGGGGGUUAAAAUCCUCCCUGCAUAAAACACAUGCAUAUGCCCCAGUGGCUAAUUGUUUUAUUUUUUAUUAUCCCCUGCACCCGGUGGUGAUUGAAAAUUAGAACCGGGUGCAGGGUAUUUAAGACGUGCAGCCAGUCUGCACGGGGCGGCUGCUGAGUAGAAGGCAGAUAGUGUGCUCUGUCUUAGCCGUCGUGAGGAAGAUAAGUGCUGUAUUAAACCUGUGUGGUUUUUGUUUUGUGACAGGUAAACAGCUUAGCCGUCCUGCGAGUUAGUCAGGGACUUACCUGUGUAGUCAGCGCUCCAAAAACGGAGUUAGGUGUUUGUUUCUAUAUAUUUUUUAAUGUGCUGCCUGUAAUCAUGAAAUGUCAUGAGGCCAUGGUGUACUGUAGCAGAUUUAUUUUUUUAAUAACCAAUCUGUUACUUUUAUCUCAGGGACACAAUAAAUGUUCAAAGAAAAGGGUGAGGCAGCUCAUUCUUGUCUUGUUUUAUUUUAGUUGUGACUUUUGUUGUUGUUGUUGUUGUUAUAAUUAAUCAAAUUAAAUAUUUUAUGUGGCAGGCAUUUGUUAAAAAAAAAUACAAUUUUAUAUUUCAAAGUUGUUUCAUUUUAUUUUUAUGUAUCAGAAACAAUGUGGUUUAAAUUCAAUAUUAAAGUAAAGCUCUGGUC